Messenger RNA from Aureobasidium melanogenum CBS 110374, 1236 nucleotides. RefSeq lists its product as uncharacterized. The transcript has a single exon. The record is from RefSeq and is a predicted model, not a curated record. Gene Ontology annotation, biological process: negative regulation of silent mating-type cassette heterochromatin formation; negative regulation of rDNA heterochromatin formation. Gene Ontology annotation, cellular component: Rpd3L complex; cytosol. NCBI's taxonomy places the organism in Eukaryota, Fungi, Ascomycota, Dothideomycetes, Dothideales, Saccotheciaceae. The coding region runs from base 1 to 1236 and encodes 411 amino acids.
AUGGCGGCACAACAGACCAUCAUCGCAGAGACAAUACGCGGCAUGAAGCUGGCCAUGCGCCGCCGCGACAACGACUCCGACUCAGACACGUCCAUCACCCAACCCACAAAUCGCGGCAACAAGCUCAAGCGCAAUGCUCGCCAUGUGCGCGAAGGUCGCCUCGACACUACCCAUGGUCGCAGUUACAAGAAGCGCAUCGACUAUGCUGGCUACGACCGCUACAUUCUCAACGAGAAUCCUCUUCGCUUCGACGACGACGGCGACCUAAUAGACGACGACGAAUACGAGCCCGACGAAGAAGACACCUCAGAACAAACUGGUAAUCCAUGGGCAGACACCAAGCUCGAAGAGCUACUAGCUCCCUUGACUUCGGCCGCCGAUCUCGCCCACCACCCCUCUCUGUCCAUCCCCUUCCUCUCGAGGCCAAUUAGCGAAAUGGCAGAAAACGCUCGCCAAGCUAUGCAUCGCGAAAAAGAGACUCUGUGGCAUAUCAAGCAGUUGUUACUGAGGUUGCGCGGCGACGACCAUUGGAUUCCUGUUGGCAAGCUCGAAUCAGAACACGACAUCAUGCUCCUAGAUCCCUCGGCCGCUCCUGUCGAAGACAGCCUGUCCACUACAAUGCCGCCAGAGACUUCUGCCAUUGACCACUACAAGCCCGAAAACACCACACAGUCACAACCAGAGCCGCCGCAGCAAAACGGCACCCAGACAGAUGGUGCUGACCAACAACAAAAUCCAUCGGAUACUCUACCAUCCCCCGAUGCCUCGCCCGACGGCACCAACCAACAUGCCAUGACGACUAGACGUCAAGCCCGUACAUCUCCGACCCCCGACCCCAACUUCCCUUCUUCGUCUCCUGCUCCCUCGUCGAUACCAUCGAUACACGGCUUCUUCCAUGUUCCAGACUCCGCACUACCAGAUCGAGACUACGGUCUUCCUGCCAACGAAGCAGAUGAUACACGCCGACUGUUAUUACUCUACUGCCAGAAACAAGAGCAAGUGGUUCGCGAAUCGGAACAAAUGCUUGAGGGUUUACUCAAAGCAGAUCGCAUGAGGAGAGACGUCUGGCGCUGGUGCAAGACAGAAGGUCACUUGGGCGAGAUGAGCGACGGCGAAGAUUGGUACGACAUGGAAGAAUGGAAUCUCAGCGCACCAUUACAAAAAGGCAAAGAAGAGGAAGAGGUAGAAGAUGAAGGCAGAGUAAAAGGUAGACGAAGACGCGGUGCACAGCACUAG